Messenger RNA from Nipponia nippon (crested ibis), 585 nucleotides. The record is from RefSeq and is a predicted model, not a curated record. Lineage: Eukaryota; Metazoa; Chordata; Aves; Pelecaniformes; Threskiornithidae.
CAAAGCCUAUACAAUGUGUAACCGAUUUGUGGGAACCUGGAAACUCGUCUCCAGUGAAAAUUUUGAUGACUAUAUGAAAGAAUUGGGAGUGGGCUUAGCUACCCGGAAGCUAGGUGGCCUGGCAAAGCCUGAUGUGAUCAUCAGUAUGAAAGGGGACAUAGUAACCAUCAGAACUGAAAGCACCUUCAAAAAUACAAUGAUCUCUUUCAAACUGGGCCAGCAGUUUGAUGAAACAACAGCAGAUGACCGGAAAGUCAAGAGCGUCAUAACCUUGGAGAAAGGAGCAUUGGUGCAAGUGCAGAAGUGGAAUGGCAAAGAGACCACGAUAAAGAGAAGACUGGUUGAUGGGAAAAUGGUGGUGGAUCAACUCUGUUAACGUGACUGAAGAUCAUCUAUCGAGAUGAGCAGAGAAGGUGACCUGCUUUCUUCCACUUAGAUGUGAAAGCGUGGUCCUGAUCACAUACAGACAUAUGUUAUUAAGUGUGGUGAUGUCGGUUCAUUUGCCCCUGCGUGCAUGCUGCUGCCUUGCUUCCUGCUCUUUCUAUGGAUUUGACAGCCUGCCCUGCUUCUUGGGCUAAGCAGCUG